GCCAUUACAUCGUCAUCUCUUUCUCUUCUUCUUCCAAUUUGCCUCCUCUCAUUUUUCAUAUACCCGCACAAAAUAUAACGCGCACCCUUCUUCAUCUCUCUCAUUCUCUAACGAUACAAAGCGAUUCAGCAUUCAAAACUCAACAAAAAUGGCUUCCAUCAGUCUCUCUCUAGCUCUCUCUCGUCCUCUAGCAUGCAAAAACUCUAAACUUUUCAAUGCAACACCCUUGAUGCAACUAACUGGUAAAUCAUCCAUUAGUAUCAAGGGUGUUGGGAAGGGCAAAGCUAUGUUGAUAUCAGGAGGGGGUGACCUCCUCUCCUAUCCCAAUGGCCAUAACCUUGCAAUGAAAAAUGCUCUUGUUGAUGAUCAAUCAUUUGGGAUUGAGGUACAACCUGAUGUGAUAGCAUUGGGAGCCCUUGCAGCAGAUACUGCUCCCACGACUGUUGGGUUUCCGAUUGAUAGUGAUGACUUUGAUUUGGAUUCCCCCACAGAAGGUUUUUCUUCCAUCCCUGAGGCCAUUGAAGACAUUCGCCAAGGAAAGCUUGUUGUGGUUGUGGACGAUGAAGAUAGAGAAAAUGAAGGAGAUCUAAUAAUGGCAGCUCAGUUGGCAACACCUGAAGCAAUGGCAUUCAUUGUAAAGCAUGGAACAGGAAUAGUUUGUGUGAGCAUGAAAGGGGAAGAUUUGGAGAGGUUGGAUCUUCCUUUGAUGGUAUCACAAAAGGAAAAUGAGGAGAAACUUUCCACUGCAUUCACUGUCACUGUGGAUUCCAAGCAUGGGACAACCACAGGGGUGUCAGCUCAUGAUAGGGCAACUACUGUAUUAGCUCUUGCUUCUAGGGAUUCAAAACCUGAGGAUUUCAACCGGCCUGGCCACAUUUUUCCUCUGAAAUACAGGGAGGGUGGUGUGUUAAAAAGAGCUGGACAUACAGAAGCUUCUGUUGAUCUUGCCAUGCUAGCUGGAUUGGACCCUGUGGGAGUUCUGUGUGAGAUUGUGGAUGAUGAUGGUUCCAUGGCUAGAUUACCAAAGCUUCGUGAAUUUGCUAGGCGUGAAAACUUGAAAAUCAUAUCUAUUGCUGAUUUGAUAAGGUAUAGGAGGAAAAGAGAUAAAUUAGUAGAACGUUCAUCUGCUGCAAGAAUACCGACAAUGUGGGGGCCAUUUACAGCUUACUGUUAUAGAUCAAUCUUAGAUGGGAUUGAGCAUAUUGCAAUGGUUAAGGGUGAGACUGGGAAUGGUCAGAAUAUUCUUGUGAGGGUACAUUCUGAAUGCCUCACUGGAGAUAUAUUUGGGUCAGCCAGGUGUGAUUGUGGUAAUCAACUUGCACUUGCAAUGCAGCAGAUUGAGGCUGCUGGUCGAGGUGUGUUGGUUUACCUCCGUGGGCAUGAAGGAAGAGGCAUUGGUUUAGGUCAUAAGCUUCGAUCUUAUAACUUACAGGAUGAUGGGCGGGAUACAGUGGAGGCAAAUGAGGAACUUGGGUUGCCUGUUGAUUCCCGGGAAUAUGGCAUUGGUGCACAGAUACUAAGGGAUCUGGGUGUUAGAACAAUGAAGUUGAUGACCAACAAUCCUGCAAAGUACAUUGGACUCAAGGGUUAUGGUUUGGCUAUUGCAGGAAGAGUUCCGCUGAUAACUCCCAUCACAUCAGAGAAUAAGAGAUAUUUGGAAACAAAACGUGCCAAAAUGGGCCACAUGUAUGGACUAGAAUUAAACGGCCAUGUAAAUAGUCUCAUUAGCAGUAAUGGUAAUGGUAAACCAAGCAAUGGUUCUUCAUCCGAUGCUGUGUCUGAUUCAUAGGCCAUUCAGUCAUGAAAUGAGGAUGAAUUCUGACAUGAAGGAAAGGCAGAAUAAGCUUUAUUGCCUAAACCGGUUAAAGAUAUCAGAUGAUUUCAUUUCUCUGCAAUACUUCGUCCAGAUUCAAUAUUGUACUGAGUGUAAUAUUGUUUUUGAGGUUACUGAGGAAGAGGGAUUCAUUCAUUUUCUGUACAAGAAAUCAAAAUUUUAUUUGAGUUUGGGUUAUGCGUGAUGUAACAUAUUUUUCUUGGUAUAUGAAUUCUGUGUAUAGAACCUUCAAUUCUUGUA
This is a messenger RNA of Mangifera indica (mango), 2074 nucleotides long. Its product is annotated as bifunctional riboflavin biosynthesis protein RIBA 1, chloroplastic-like. The record is from RefSeq and is a predicted model, not a curated record. The coding region runs from base 149 to 1789 and encodes 546 amino acids. Gene Ontology annotation, molecular function: 3,4-dihydroxy-2-butanone-4-phosphate synthase activity; GTP cyclohydrolase II activity. Gene Ontology annotation, biological process: riboflavin biosynthetic process. NCBI's taxonomy places the organism in Eukaryota, Viridiplantae, Streptophyta, Magnoliopsida, Sapindales, Anacardiaceae. Gene Ontology annotation, cellular component: chloroplast. The transcript has 7 exons.